Molecule: messenger RNA, 2851 nt
Organism: Poeciliopsis prolifica (blackstripe livebearer)
Lineage: Eukaryota; Metazoa; Chordata; Actinopteri; Cyprinodontiformes; Poeciliidae
Exons: 12
Coding region: 139-2055 (638 amino acids)
Molecular function (GO): guanyl-nucleotide exchange factor activity; protein binding
Source: RefSeq, a predicted model, not a curated record
ACUCAGAACCACUUUACCAUGUCAUGUUCAGCAAGCAUUUGGAGGAGCAUCAGUUGGAAUCUUCUUUUUGAAUAGCAGUUUAUUUUAUUCAUAUCUUUCCUCGCAAUCACAUUUUUUUCGCCUUUUAAUUUUUACAAGAUGACAUCUGCUGGAAUUAAGUUCAAAUCAGAAGCUACUGAUACUGAGGCAUCAGAUAGUAAAAAUGACCUUGGUGCAAACCCUUUGAUCUCUGUGACACAGAGUACUCCAGUUAUCGACAAAAAGCGUCAAGUGGCUCCUGUAAAUCAGUUACAAGUUCCUUCUCAGCGUCAACGCUCCAAUUCUUUAAGGGAAGAAUCACCAGAAGAACAGCAAAAGUUUCUCAGUAUGAUCACUCAUGGCCAGCGUGGACGUAUAGAGGACCAGAGCUGCGUUUUGAGUCCUAACGCAGAUCGGGAUUUUUUUUUUAACAUUUUGACACGAGCUCAAAGUGGACGGCUAGAUGACCAGCGAGUAUCACUUUCAUCAUUAUCAGCAUCACAGAAUGAAAUUGGUUACAAUAAAGGAGAUUCAAGCUGCUUGUUUCAGAUGGUCUCAAAAGCCCAGGGUUCCAGGAUGGAUGACCAAAAGUGUUGCCUGCCUCAGCAUCAAGGUCCACAGGCCCAUAUUUAUGAAAAUAAUUCAAAAUUAUCACCUGCUUCGGGUACAGCGCGCUCAGCCUCCUUCAGCAUAAACUCAGAUGUAAAUCCAAAAAAUAAAGAGAAACAACGAAGUGCGUUAAAUGAUGAUCCUCAAGGGUUGCACAGUUCCAAACUCACUCGAAGCACAACGCCACAAGAUGAUGAGAAACUCUUCAGUUUGGUCGCAAACUCCCAGGGCAGACGACUUGAUGACCAGCGUAUGUUUCUUCCAUCAUUACCAGGAAUACAGAACAGAGGCACCAUAUCAAGAGUAACUCCUGCUGAAAUGGAUGAAAGAUAUUUAUGCUAUUUAGUUUCAAGAGUCCAGGGCUCAAGGAUGGAGGAACAAAGAUGCUCUGCACCACAAAUCCUAAAAAAUUUGAACAACCCAUCGACUGAGCACAGAAAUCUCAUAAAUGAUGCAUCUGAUAAACCUCCUGAGAGUACAGCUGUCUUUAAUGCUCCUCAACAUUGGCAGGAUUUAUCUGCAGCUGAGCAGGAGCCUUUUUUUGAUAUGAUAACACAUUCUCAAAACGGUCGAAUGGAAGACCAACGAUGCUAUUUACAACCUUGCCGAAGUACAGCCGCCACUCAAGUGCACAAUGGCGGCCCUUUGAAUAAUGGGCUCAUGGGGUCAAAACCUAUCGCAUUCGUCAACAGUAAGAACUCCAGUCAAGCAGUCAGGCUACAAGAUCAACAUUCUCCAGGAACAAGUCGAAUAUCUGAAGCAAAGAAAAACGCAUCACCAACAUAUAUUAUUGUGAAUGAAGGAACACCUGCUACAUCAAGGAAGUCCUUUCGCAGAAGUUCCUCUCAGCCCCAAAUUUUUGAUGCAGAUUCAAGCUCUACCUUGGCCUUACCAAAGUCUGCUUCAUUUACCCCUGAGACUGAAUUCAGGAUGAAUCAAAACUCUCAAGCACAGAUGACAUUGAAAGUAUCACUGAGUGUGACACCACCACAGCCAGGAAUGAAGAAUGACUAUCAAGUACCAGAAGUCUUUCUUACUCUUGGUGCUCCAGGAGAGAAUGUUGUGAUUCCUCUUAGUCCAGUAUUUGGCAGACCACUAUCUUUGGACUUAAACCUUGUCCCCAAAAAAGAUGUUAAAUCUAGGCAUAACUCUCCAAGAACGGGAAGUCCAAGGAAAGUGAACUCACGGCCAUCAUCUCCCUACCGGGAACAAGGACAUCCUGUAACUAUAGGCCCAAAUCAGAAAGAUAAACUUUUGACCUGUUCUGUCAGCCCAAAUAAAGAAUGCUUCUUUAUGAAAAAGAAUAUAAACCCUGCCCAGAUGCACACAGGGACAGAUUUAGGACGAGAGAAAUGUCAAGGGAUUCAUAAAAAAGGAAGAGAGAGAGUAGAGCAGGGAAAGGGAGUUGGAAAGAAAGAUAAUAAAUAAGUCUCAUUGUAUAUUAUCUGUACAUAAACAUAAUAGUUAAAUAUAAAAUGUCAGAAAAAAGUUAGACUUAGAAUUUAGGUUGUUUUUUUUUUCAAAGUUUUGUUGACAUUAGUGGCCUUUAUUUGAAAAUAGUUCAACAGGAAAGACGGUAAUGAGAGAGAGGAAAUACAUGCGGCAAAUGUCGCCAGUCUGGGAAUCCAGCCUGCGACUACUGCCACGAGGAUUAAGGCCUCCACGUGGGUCAUGCUUUGCCCCUUGUGCCACCACAGCAUCACUAGAAUGUUUUUUUUGUUUGCUUUGUCUUGAAAUAGUCAAAUAAUUUAUAAGCCUCUGUUGAUUAAAUUGAAUUAUUGAUUUUAGGGGUGCUGUGAUGGCGCAGGGGUUAAGCACAACCUACAUAUGGGGGCCUUGGUUCUCGGCAUGACUGUUUCAAGUCCGAUUCCCGGCCUGGUGUCCUUUGCCACAUGUCUUCCCCUUUCUCUCAUUACCUACUGUACUGUCAAUUUACUAUCAAAUAAAAGUCACUAGAACCAUUAAAAUCUUUCUCAUUUUUUUUUAAAUACAGAUUUUAAUAAAAAUAUUUGGAAUUAAAGAUUUAUAUAAAGUAUAUAGGUCUAUAUGUUUGCUUUAGCUUGUCUUUUGAGGUAUAGUGUAGAAAUCAGUUUUUCUGCCAUAUUUGCACUGUAAAAAGUAAAUUUUCCUUUUCUGUAUACUAAAGGAAUAAAAACAGUUGUGACAUGUUGAACCAUUUGUUGAAAGUUAAAUACCUAAAUGAAAUAAAAUAAAUGAAAACUUC